This is a messenger RNA of Phalaenopsis equestris, 1203 nucleotides long. RefSeq names its product persulfide dioxygenase ETHE1 homolog, mitochondrial-like. Gene Ontology annotation, molecular function: sulfur dioxygenase activity. NCBI's taxonomy places the organism in Eukaryota, Viridiplantae, Streptophyta, Magnoliopsida, Asparagales, Orchidaceae. Gene Ontology annotation, biological process: glutathione metabolic process; hydrogen sulfide metabolic process. The transcript has 8 exons. Bases 267 to 1076 code for a protein of 269 amino acids. The record is from RefSeq and is a predicted model, not a curated record.
UUCUAUUACAUGAGUACAUAUUUUUUCCACAAAAUCAAGCUUGAUCACUAUAACCUUCUAUUAGAAAUUGAUUCCGGCAAAACUCCGGUGGCGUUCCUCCGCCGCGCUAUGCCCUCGUAGAAUCCCGAUCAUUCGAAACUGCCAAUUUUUCAUAUAUUUACUUCGAAGCUCACGGAAGAAGAAAGAGUCUGUCAAUCUCAUCUCUCUCACCCCACGAAAUCCGAAGCAGAGGUCAGCAUGAAUUGCGCGCGGCAUAGAUAGAAACUAUGCUCCCGCUUCGCUUCCACCUCUCCCUCCAUCGGGGCCUCCGUCCUCUCUCCCAUUUCACUCCCUUCGGGUCUAGGCGAACCCUAGCCUUCUCACUCGAAUCGAAACUGCGAUCGGUGACCAUGAUGUCGUAUAUCACCGCUACAGAGACAUCGCGAAGGCUUCUCUUUAGGCAGCUCUUUGAGAAGGAGUCAUCCACCUACACCUAUCUUCUUGCCGACAUUGGGCAUCCCGAGAAGCCCGCCGUGUUGAUUGACCCAGUAGAUAAAACAGCAGAUAGAGAUUUAUCUCUGAUUAAGGAUUUGGGAGUGAAGCUCAUCUAUGCUAUGAAUACUCAUGUACAUGCUGAUCAUGUUACUGGAACUGGCAUCAUAAAGAGUAAGGUUCCAGGUGUACAAUCAGUCAUCUCUAAAGCUAGCAAUGCGAAAGCAGACCAUCUAAUUGAGCAUGGCGACAAAAUAAGUUUUGGUGAUCUCUAUUUGGAGGUCCGUGCUACACCAGGGCAUACAUUAGGCUGUGUUACAUAUGUAACCGGUGAUGGACUUAAUCAACCAAAUCCUAGAAUAGCAUUUACUGGCGAUGCUGUGCUGAUACGUGGUUGUGGUAGGACAGAUUUUCAGGGAGGAAGUUCUCGUCAGCUCUACCAGUCGGUCCACUCGCAGAUAUUCACAUUGCCCAACGACACACUUCUCUAUCCUGCUCAUGACUAUAAGGGCUUCACCGUUUCUACUGUUGGGGAGGAGAUGCUGUACAAUCCUCGCUUGACGAAGGAUGAGGAAACAUUCAAGAGCAUCAUGGAAAGUAAGUAAACUGCGCCAAAUUAUAUUCCAUGCUUUUUAUCUGGAAGAAUUACAUGCAUACCACUUCAUUCUUAUGUAUUUACAUAUCUAACACCUAAACUUCAAUUUCUUACUUCUAUGCCACCUUACCUUUACA